AUGCCAGCAGAAGAACAGCAACCACUUUCCACCCAGCUUGUCCAACGGCUCUUGACGGAAAACUUUGAGGACCGAAAGACCAGAAUAUCCCAGCCGGCGUUGAACGUGGUACAGGAGUAUACCAAGAUAUUUGUGCGCGAGGCGAUCUGGCGCGCUGCUGCUAUAAGGAAGGAGGAGCAAGGUGGCGAAGGCGGAUUGAAGAACAUGAGCGCUUUUCUAGAGGCAUGACUUUUCUUUUCUUUUUCUUCCUCUUCUAGAAGACCAUUUUUGCCGUCUUCUGCAGUCAUGGUAAUGGCUAAUGUGGUAGGCGAAAUUUCUAGGUGGAAGAUUUGGAGAAAUUGGCGCCGCAAUUGCUGUUGGAUUUUUAGGGGCACGUGUUGCCGGGGAUGGGGUUUGACUGAGGGAGGGAGGGAGGGGUCAAGGGCGGAGGGGGUAUCGUAGGGUAUAUCAAGGUGGGGGGGCUUGUAGGGUAUGGGUAUGGGGAUUUCUGCCUUUUGUUUCUUGCACAGUAGAUAGGGAUUGUUGACAUGGGUCUUGUAUCUGGCUGUUUGGUGCGGUAUUGCAGCAGAAGCACCAGCAGCGGGCUGUAUAUUACUUACCCGGUCCUUGUAACAAAUCCCUACUCGACGCAUAGUACCGGGUUCCGAUAUU
Molecule: messenger RNA, 651 nt
Organism: Tuber melanosporum (Perigord truffle)
Lineage: Eukaryota; Fungi; Ascomycota; Pezizomycetes; Pezizales; Tuberaceae
Exons: 1
Coding region: 1-228 (75 amino acids)
Biological process (GO): kinetochore assembly; resolution of meiotic recombination intermediates; DNA repair
Cellular component (GO): Fanconi anaemia nuclear complex; FANCM-MHF complex
Molecular function (GO): protein heterodimerization activity
Source: RefSeq, a predicted model, not a curated record